AAUAUUACUGAGCAACAGACGUGACAGGCUGAAACAUAAACACAGCCUUCGCCUCGAGUACGGGAUAAAUAAACCGUCUAAUUUAUACACUAAAUUUUAACUAAAAUGACAAGCUUUUUGUUAACACUAGUACGACAUGCGACACCUGAUUCUAAAAGACGAAUUCCAAAGACAAUCGAUAAUAAGGACAACAGGUUAUCACGAAAGGGUUACUGUCAAGCAGACCUGCUCGGCCAAAGAUUAAAGUGUGAAAAAUUCACUCACAUUUAUUGUAGUGAUAUCACUAAGGCAAAAGAGACUGCAAUGGCAAUUACCAACCACAAUAGAUCAUGUUCAUCCCUGCCCAUACAUGAAGAUCCACGAUUAGAAGAACUGAGAUUACUCAAUGAACAGCAGGGAAUAGAAAGUAUAAACAGUUCUUUUUUAAAUAAACUUGAAACUUUAGAGGAUAUCCGCCAUAGAGCAGAAGACUUUUUCUCAGAAAUAUGUGACAUAAUGUUGAAUCGGACGGAACAUGCCCAAAGCUUUGAUGUUGAAGAUGACCAAUGUGAAAGUGGUAGUCGAAAUAGUUGUGAUGUUGAUGUUAUAGACAAUCAUUCAAAAGAUCCUGCUAAUGUUUUGGUGGUUAGCCACAAAGGCUUGAUUAGGGAAAUGCUACGGUAUUUUUGUUCUGAGUUGGGUUGUCAGCUGCCGAGAAGAUCUGGACGCAGAAUGAAUUGGGAUUCCUCUUACACAGGUGUUUCGGUAUUUAGGGUUACAGUGGAAAGAACAGAUGAUCUAUUGAAUAACAUCCAUGUUGAAUGUCUACUAUUAAAUGAUAAUUCACACCUGAGCAAACGGUCAGGGGAUUGUGACAAAUUAGGAGAAAGCUUAUUGACUACAUCUUAAAGAAAACUUUGUCUGGUUUAAACAGAGAAAAGAUUAAGGCAUGCGUCCAUGAUUCCCAAGGUGUUAGUUGUGUGCUUGGACUUUGUGUUUGAGAAUAGUUGGUCUUUAUUCUCUAACCUGAUGGUGUGGUAUACUGAUCAUGAAUUUUGGUUAUUAUAUCAAAGCUCAAAGUCAUGUUGGAAACAUCAGUUAUUGCAAAUUUCUUACCACGAACUGAUGCUCUUAGCCAUAUAUAGGUUUCUUGAAUAAGAAAAUACGACCCACAAAGGUUACAGGAACUUAACAAGUGAGAUGUAAAAAUAAUACAUAAUAUAUUCUUGCAAAAUGUGCUAUCAAAAGGUAAAAUUAUGAGGCUGUAGGGACCUUUUUCUGUUUGUUUGAUGUUGUUUGAUCAUUUGUGAUGUGUUAUGCAAUAUGCAAAAAAGAGUAUUGUAAAUUUAUUCAGUUCAAAGUGUGAAAUACCAUUCAUUCAUGUUGGUGGUGUCUGUAUUAGGCAUCUGUAUCAUUAGUGGUGUAAAAUAUAGGUUUUACGUUUGAUUUCAGUUCUGUAAGAUAUUCAUAUUGUAAAUAGCUAUUGGAAAAUAAUUGGUAAAAUAAAUG
Messenger RNA from Dendronephthya gigantea, 1488 nucleotides. RefSeq names its product fructose-2,6-bisphosphatase TIGAR-like. The record is from RefSeq and is a predicted model, not a curated record. The transcript is spliced from 5 exons. NCBI's taxonomy places the organism in Eukaryota, Metazoa, Cnidaria, Anthozoa, Malacalcyonacea, Nephtheidae. Gene Ontology annotation, biological process: fructose 1,6-bisphosphate metabolic process; negative regulation of programmed cell death; negative regulation of glycolytic process. Gene Ontology annotation, molecular function: fructose-2,6-bisphosphate 2-phosphatase activity. Bases 106 to 888 code for a protein of 260 amino acids. Gene Ontology annotation, cellular component: cytosol.